AUGAAGCUCAUCAUUGUCGGCUCGACAGACAUUCUUGGUGCGGAACUCGUCAAACAAGCUCUUGCCAACAUCAAAAUCACAUCCAUCAUAGCUAUAUCAGGUCGUCCGACAGAUCCACCACAAGAACCUAGUGGCCAUUCGAAAAUGGUGACGUGCGAGCUUCCCCAAAACAAUGAGGGCUGGAAUAGACUAACUAUCGAUGCUUCUGCAACGGGUGCUUGUAUUUGGAACCUCAGACCAGUUGCGACUGGACCGAAAAAUGAAUUUACACAUUACGACCGAGCGUGUUAUCACGAAGAAAUUGAGAAAGGCGUGAAAUGGAUGGCGAGGCGGCGAGCACGUUUCGGGAACCCUAACUCUUCUGACGUAACUCCCGUUAAGUUCAUUUACGUGAGCAGUUCGCGAUCCAGAAGACCCCGGAUGCCGCGUCAAGAUCCGACUUCACUUUUGAUACAGGGAAUCACAGAGGUAGAUGUCUUGAGUUCCGCAGGUGAGCUCAAUGGACAAGUGCAGGCAUGCAUUGCAAAGCCGAGACACAUCGUUCGACCCAAGACUGGCAAUGGCUUGAAAGAAAUGGCGCAUACUGCUGGAUCGUGGGUCCGAGAUGGUCUCAAAGGUCGGCUGCCAAGAAUUCAGGCAGAAACAGUUGCGGCUGCGCUUCUGGACCAAGCCAUCACGGGUCAGCACCAAGAAACUCUUCAUAAUAGGGAUUUGAUCAGAAUUGGGGAAAGGGCGCUUAAAGUCUCAGAGGAGUUGGUCACAGGUGAACAGGCAGAACAGACGAGUGAACAAGCAGGAGAGACGGGUGAACAAGAAGAUAGGGCUAAUAAACAGGCAAACGAGACGGUUCAAAUUUUUUGA
Botrytis porri is the source of this 861-nucleotide messenger RNA. RefSeq lists its product as uncharacterized. The record is from RefSeq and is a predicted model, not a curated record. The transcript is spliced from 3 exons. Bases 1 to 861 code for a protein of 286 amino acids. NCBI's taxonomy places the organism in Eukaryota, Fungi, Ascomycota, Leotiomycetes, Helotiales, Sclerotiniaceae.